Molecule: messenger RNA, 1200 nt
Organism: Achroia grisella
Lineage: Eukaryota; Metazoa; Arthropoda; Insecta; Lepidoptera; Pyralidae
Product: 23 kDa integral membrane protein-like
Exons: 1
Coding region: 31-798 (255 amino acids)
Cellular component (GO): membrane
Source: RefSeq, a predicted model, not a curated record
GCACGCACGUGUAUAGAAAUUAGAGCAGUCAUGGCCACCAUUUUGAGGUCUGUGUCAGUGAUUUUGAACGUUUUGUACGCUCUAAUCGGUUUCGCGUUAGCUGCAGUGUCAAUAUGGUAUUUUAUAGAGUUGAAGAACAUCACUAACUUACGUAACAGUGAUAGAUAUCUGCUUAAUUUCAAAGUGUACUGGCCUCAAGCGAUUCCGUGGAUAUUUCUAGCAGUCGGUGUGCUAUUAGUUCUCGUAUCAUUAUGUGGUUACUGCAGUGUGUGUGGAGGAAAUGGUGUAUUAGUAAUAUAUUAUAUAUUUCUAAUAAUUGCAAUAAUUGGAUCCAUCGCAGCGGGCUGCGUGUCGCUUGUAUACGCUAAUGGAAAACCAACUGACGAUUUUAUAUCUGAAGUAAUUUGGGAUGCAAAAUCCGAGAUGAAAGCGCACGAUGACAUCGCAACUGCGUUCGGACAGAUCGAGACGAGAUUCAGAUGCUGUGGCGCGAAGAAUCCAAAUGAGUACACAUCCUGGAUGACACAUUUCCCGAAGUCUUGUUGCCAUCCUAACUCCGGAGCAUGUGAAUUUAGUAAUAGCAUAACUUAUGAACGUCAUGGCUGUAUAGAGGUGGUCACAGAGUACGCUAGGAUAUUUAUUCUGGCCUUAUCUGUAGCGUCGUUGGUUAGCAGUUUGGUAGGAAUUAUAAAUUUAGUUGUAGCCAUUUUCUUAUGGGGUAACUUAAAGAGGAACCCGACCAGACUGCCACAUAAUAACGAUAUAGAUACAUUGAAAAUGCCUUUAAGAGAAAAAUAAAUAAAUAAUUAUUAUUUUCCUUGUAAUUUGCCAAAGAAUCUCCAUAAUAUGUACGAGUAAUUUUUAUGGAUUGUUUUCAAUCUGUGAAUUCAUUAAUUUGUUAAUUACAUUUAAUUAAUAAAUAAAAAUGUAUUUCCGCGUGAUAAAUUAAUGUAAAUAUUUGUAAAUAUUUUAGUUAUUAAAUAUACAAUUGUAUAGAUACAUAUAAGGUAAAUUAUUGCAAUAUUAGUGUAUAGGAUUUACAGAUUGUUCAUUGUAUAGUUUACGUCAUUUGGUUAAACAAUGUAACCUUUGUGGAGAUCAGAUAAGUGUUACAAUUAAUUUGUGAAUGCUUUAUACUGAGAUGAAUGAUGUGUGUAUGUAUGGUGCUUAUUGUUCAUUAUACUGCUCAUACAAUUUUUA